Messenger RNA from Cryptococcus deneoformans JEC21, 1671 nucleotides. RefSeq names its product taurine dioxygenase, putative. Gene Ontology annotation, molecular function: 2-oxoglutarate-dependent dioxygenase activity. Gene Ontology annotation, cellular component: cytoplasm. NCBI's taxonomy places the organism in Eukaryota, Fungi, Basidiomycota, Tremellomycetes, Tremellales, Cryptococcaceae. The transcript has 7 exons. The record is from RefSeq and is a predicted model, not a curated record. The coding region runs from base 529 to 1659 and encodes 376 amino acids.
AACCGUCUUCCAUCCUCACGUCCCAAAGGUGAUAUUUACCAUACUAUAAAGUCAUGCACCUCGAACUAUUCCAGAUCCUGGAGAACAAAUUCCGAAUUUUUGAACCCAACAUACAAACGUGAACUCUACACCAUCCCAAUAAUAGCGGGUAAAACGACCAGGACCGCACAAAAACCAACAACCCGCAAAGGCAAGAUCUGCAACUGCGAACAUCAUCAUCAUUCGCAACUAAUCCUUACUCGUCAGCUGGCCGUCUGGGAAAAGAACCCGGCUGAUUUUUCUAUUGAAUAACCCCAGGGAAAACAACUGCAACGAGCGUGCGACCCCUUCGUGUGAUAUAAAACGAAGACAACGACAUCCCAUUGUCAUCGUUGGUUAUCGGUCAAAAGCGAAAUCAUCUAAUCAUUCACUCAAGCGGUCAAUAAAUCACUUAUAAGAUCAGCGCCACAUACACUGCUCUCCUCUCGAUUCAGCAAUAACUUCAUUUUCUUCAUUUUAUAACUUACUUUACCCUUCUAACCAACAACGAUGCCUGUCGCCCUCGCAACUUCCCUCACCGACCCUGUUGAGUCCAUCAAGGCUGGCCUUGCUGCCGUCGAUGUGAACAAGGAGACGCCCUUCGACCUUCGAGCAUACUCUCACUUUGACUCCACCCCCAGUAUUGGUACUGAGUUCCGAGACUCUCCUUCCAAGGAUGGCAAGCCGGUAUUGAGUAUUCGAGACAUCCUUGGGAAUGAUGAGCGAUUGAAGGCCCUCGGGCGGCUUGUUUCUGAGCGAGGUGUCGUCUUCUUCCGUGACGCCACGAUCUCCCCUGUAGAGCAGAAGGAUCUUAUAGAGGCUCUUGGUGCCCUUGGAGGAAAGCCCAAGACUAGUGGUCUACACGUCCACCCUCUUACUCUUGGCGGAAGUGAGCUUGGUGAUGAGAUUAGCGUUAUCUCCAACCAAUUCGUUUUCGACAAGAACUUCCAGAAAAGUGAUGACACUGUUUUGAAGAGACCUUUCGGCAAUACUCUCUGGCAUUCUGAUAUCACCUUUGAGCCCCACCCUUCUGACUACGCCACUCUUCAGAUCAGAACCCUUCCCGAAGUCGGUGGUGACACUCUCUGGGCUUCCUCUUACGAGGCGUACGACCGUCUUUCCCCCGCAUACAGGACCUUCCUCGAAGGUCUCACUGCCACCCACGUCGGUCAACAUUUCAUUGACAUGGCCCGCAAGACCAACGCCACCUUGCGAGAGCCGCGAGGUGCUCCUGAGAACGUCGGCCAGCACUUGAGCGCUGUCCAUCCUGUCAUCAGGACCAACCCCGUCACCGGCUGGAAGGGUCUCUUUGUCAACCGAGUCUUUACCAAGAAGAUUAACGAAUUGACUCCUCAUGAAUCUGACCGUUUGCUCGGAUUCCUUUAUGAGCACAUCGAUGGUAACCACGACCUUCAGGUCCGAUUCCGAUGGGAGGAGAACAAUCUUGCCAUCUGGGACAACAGAUGCACUUUCCACUCUGCCACUUAUGACCUGGACAAGAACGUUCGAGUUGGAACCAGGUCUGUUUCCGUGGGUGAGAGGCCAUUCUACGACCCCAAGUCCGUAAGCCGUCGUGAAGGUCUUUACAAUGAAAAGGCAGAGCUUGAAAAGGCAAACGAGGCAGUCGGUGAUGGGUUGUAAACUAAAUAUUUU